AUGUAUGAUUUGAAAAAUCGAAAAACAUUUGUUAGGAGAGUAAAAGUUAACGGGAUUACUUUAGAUAAUUUUUAUAUUGGCUGUACACUGUAUAUUUUAGGGCGAUUAGUUAAAAUAGUUGAUUUUGCUUGUGAGAAUACUAGAAAAUUAUUACAUAAAGAUGUGCAAGUUACUUUUGUCAUGAUUAAGCCUUUACCCACAAGCAUUGUGGGCAAGAUUGUAAAUCACUUCUUUGAAAAUGAUUUACGUGUAACAAAGAUUAAAAAGGCUCGAUUAACUGCAGAAGAUAUUAAUACGCUAUAUAGAUCCUUUAUAGCAGAUCCUAAAUUUCCUUUCUUAUUAGAACAUCUUAAUGGUCAGCUUGUGUUUGGUAUGGAGUUAGUUGGAAAAGAUGCAGUGUCAAACUGUCUUAAAAUUAUUGGAGAUCCAGACCCAGUCAAAGCUGAACCAGGUACAAUAAGGGCUUUGUAUGGAACUGACUUGGUCAGAAAUUGUGUUCACACAUCCUCCAAUCCUGAAGCUGCAUUGCAGGUUAUUUUGGAGAUAAUAGGAAAGCAAGAGGGGGACAGGUAUAAUUGGAACAACGUGGGGGAUAUUGGUUUGAUUAAGGGAAUACCUCGGUACUAUGUACCAAAACCAGGUGCUAAACGCUACAAAAAAUACGAUGAUCAAGUAAUAAAACAAGCCCUAGACGAGAUAGCUUUGACCAAUAAUAGCCUAAGUGCUGUAGCUGAAAAAUAUAAUAUAGCAAAAUCGGUACUAUGCCGUCAUAAAAACCGAGAAAUGAAACUUCACGGUAGGCCAACAGCACUAACCAAAGAUGAAGCGGUGAUUGGGGUUACCCAUUAG
Messenger RNA from Parnassius apollo (apollo), 849 nucleotides. The record is from the annotation of a GenBank genome assembly. NCBI's taxonomy places the organism in Eukaryota, Metazoa, Arthropoda, Insecta, Lepidoptera, Papilionidae.